AAUUCCAUGUCUCCGUAUUCAGCCCAACGCCAAUACUGAUGCGCAGGCGCAACGGCAGAUUGUAGAGAAGGAUUCAAACUUCCGGUGGUGUGUCAUGGCGGCGUGGUGGAGUAUGCUUGAAGAGAAAAACUGAACCCUGUUCCCUCUCUUUUCCUCCUGUAAAGAUUUGGAGUGCUUCGCGCUGUUUCGUGCAUUAAACGCAGCCGUUCUGUUGGGCUUUUUGUAUUCAAACAGCCAGCGCUGCCGUUGGCACCCGCUUGAGAAUGGCGGCUCACAAGCCCGUGGAGUGGGUCCAGGCCGUGAUUAACAGAUUCGACGAGCAGCUUCCCAUUAGGACUGGGCACCAGAACACGCACACCAAAGUAAGCACAGAGCACAACAAGGAGUGUCUGAUCAACAUUUCCAAAUAUAAGUUUUCCCUCGUCAUCAAUGGCUUGACCAACAUCCUCAAAAAUGUUAACAACAUGCGGAUAUUUGGGGAAGCUGCCGAAAAGAACCUGUACCUCUCCCAGCUCAUCAUCCUGGACACCCUGGAGAAGUGUUUGGCGGGGCAAACCAAGGACUGCCUGCGGCUGGAUGAGGCCAUGCUGGUGAAGCAGUUGCUACCAGAGAUCUGCCACUUCUUGCACUCAUGUCGGGAGGGCCAGCAGCAUGCUGCCCAGCUGAGAAACUCCGCCUCUGCCGUGCUGUUCUCUCUGAGCUGCAACAAUUUCAGCGCUGUCUUCAGCCGCAUCUCCACCCGGUUACAGGAGCUCACAGUGUGCACAGAGGACACAGUAGAUGUUCAUGACAUAGAACUCAUUCAAUACAUCAAUGUUGACUGCUCCAAGCUCAAGAGAUUACUACAAGAAACUGUGCUGAAAUUUAAAGCACUGAAGAAGCCAGCUCAGCUUGCCGUUAUAAACAGUUUGGAAAAGGCUUUCUGGAACUGGGUGGAGUUCUACCCUGAUGAAUUUACCAUGCUUUACCAGAGACCACAGGCAGACAUGGCAGACUGUGCGGAGAAGCUGUUCGACCUGGUGGACAGUUUCGCGGAGAGCGCCAAGAGGAAGGCUGCUGCGUGGCCGCUACAAAUCAUCCUCCUCAUCCUCUGCCCUGAGAUCACGCAGAGCAUCUCCAAAGAGGUGGUAGAGGAGAGCAAGGCCAACAAGAAGCUGUUCCUGGAGAGUCUGCGGAAGGCCUUGGCAGGCCACGGCAGUAGCAAGCAGCUGACAGAGAGUGCAGCCAUCGCCUGUGUGAAACUCUGCAAAGCCUCCACCUACAUUAACUGGGAGGAUCAUUCAGUCAUCUUCCUCCUUGUGCAGAAAAUUGUAAUGGACCUCAAAGCUCUCCUCUUCAAUCCCACAAAGCCGUUCUCGCGGGGUACAGGGUGCCAGAGCGCCGACGUGGACUUGAUGAUUGACUGUUUCGUGUCCUGCUUCCGUAUCUACCCCCACAACAACCAGCAAUUCAAGGUCUGUCUGGCCUCUACAUCUCCACCCACCUUCCAUUAUGUCCUGGUCAACUCUCUGCACAAAAUCAUCAUUAAUUCUCACCUGGACUGGUGGCCAAAGAUCGACGCCAUCUACUGCUACUCUGGGGAACUGCGCGCCAUGUUUGCAGAGACCCAGAGCAGGGUAAUCCAGAGCUUGAGUGCCCACACCCCCCUGAAGAUGACGUCGAGUUUGACAUUUAAGGACAGGAUGACCACUAGUCUGAAGCUUAAAGAGAAGUCUGCAGAUCUGGACUCUCGCUCUCACCUGCUGGCCUUGGUCAAACUCAUCCAUGCUGACCCUAAGCUGAUGCUGCAUAAUCCUGGGAAACGGGGUCAGGAGAUCCAGAACAGCACGGCUGAACUCAUCAAAGGCCUGGUCCAGCUCGUCCCCCUGACCCACACUGCAGAGCUCUCGCAGGAGGCCAUGGAGGCACUUCUGGUGCUGCACCAGCCUGAGACCAUCGAGCUGUGGAACCCCGCCUCGCCCAUCGAGACCUUCUGGGACAUCAGCUCUCAGGUCCUGUUCCUCAUCUGUAAGGAGCUGAUCGGCCACAAGGUGAUCAAUAGCACAGAGAUCUUGAAGUGGUUGAGGGAGAUUCUCAUCUGCAGGAACAAGUUCCUUCUGAAGAACAAGGAGUGCGCCACACAGGGCAGCCUGAUCCCCAUCAGCAGACAGGCGCAGACCAAGCUGGAGGUGUGCCUCCACGCCUUCCUGUGGAGCCCUGAUGCCGAGGCCGUGCUGGUGGCUAUGUCCUGCUUCCGGCAUGUGUGCGAGGAGGCGGACAUCCGCUGCAGCGUGGACGAGCUGCCUGUGCAUGCAGUCCUACCCAACUACAACACCUUCAUGGAGUUCGCCUCCGUCAGCAACAUGAUGGCCACAGGUCGCUGUACUCUACAGAAGAGAGUGAUGGCUCUGCUAAGGCGGAUAGAGCAUCCUACAGCAGGAAACACAGAGGCUUGGGAGGACACGCAUGUGAAAUGGGAGCAAGCAACAAAACAAAUGCUAAACCACACAAAGAACAAAGUUGAAGAUGGCCAGGUGAGUGAUGCAGCUCUUUUUUUUAAACCCGUGUGUGUGUUUUCCUCCCCAAAAUCUUUCAAACCCCCCCCCCCCCCCAUGGUUACCUGUUGCCCAACAUGUCUCCCGCCCCAGGAGUGGAUAAACAUGACUGGCUUCCUAUGUGCGCUGGGUGGCGUGUGUCUACAACAGCGCAGCACACCCAGCCUGGGCACCUACAGCCCGCCCAUGGGCGCCCUUAGCGAUCGCAAGGACUCCACCAUCUCUGUCGGCUCGUGCGAGGUGAACAACGAGACACCGCUCGGCCGCUUCCUGGAACGCCUGCUAACCCUCAUGGUGUGCACGCACGAGAAGGUGGGCAUGCAGAUUCGCACCAAUGUCAAGGACCUGGUGGGCCUGGAGCUGAGCCCUGCCCUCUAUCCCAUGCUCUUCACCAAGCUACGCAACAGCAUCGGCCGCUUCUUCGACACCCAGGGGCCGGUGCCCAUCACAGACACUAACACGCUCUUUGUGGAGCAGACCAUUGCCAUCAUGAAGAACCUGCUGGACAGCCACACGGAGGGAAGCUCUGAGCACCUCGGACAAGCCAGCAUCGAGAACAUGAUGCUCAACCUAGUCAGGUAUGUGCGUAUUUUGGGGAACGGUGUCCAUGCAAUCCAGAUUAAGACAAAGCUCUGCCAGCUGGUGGAGGUGAUGAUGGAGCGCAGAGACGACCUGUCCUUCUGCCAGGAGAUGAAGUUCAGGAAUAAAAUGGUGGAUUAUCUGACUGACUGGGUAAUGGGGACCUCCAAUCAAGCAGCAGAUGACGAUGUUAAAUAUCUCACACGGGACCUAGACCAGGCAAGCAUGGAAGCGGUGGUGUCUCUGCUGGCUGGCCUGCCCCUUCAGCCGGAAGAGGGUGACGGAGUGGAGCUGAUGGAGGCAAAGUCGCAGCUUUUCCUGAAGUACUUCACGCUGUUCAUGAACCUGCUGAACGACUGCAGCGAGGCGGAGGAGGACGGACAGCAGGUGGGUGAGCGUAAGCGGGGCAUGUCGCGCCGCCUCGCCUCCCUGCGCCACUGCACCGUGCUCGCCAUGUCCAACCUGCUGAAUGCCAACGUAGACAGCGGCCUCAUGCACUCCAUCGGGCUGGGAUACCAUAAGGACCUGCAGACAAGGGCCACCUUUAUGGAAGUGCUGACCAAGAUCCUGCAGCAGGGCACAGAGUUCGACACCCUGGCCGAGACGGUUCUGGCUGACCGCUUCGAGAGGCUGGUAGAGCUCGUCACCAUGAUGGGUGACCAGGGAGAGCUGCCCAUCGCCAUGGCACUGGCCAAUGUGGUGCCCUGCUCCCAUUGGGAUGAGCUGGCCAGGGUGCUGGUCACACUGUUUGACUCCAGGCAUCUGCUCUACCAACUACUAUGGAACAUGUUCUCCAAAGAGGUGGAGUUGGCAGACUCGAUGCAGACCCUAUUCAGAGGCAACAGUCUGGCGAGCAAGAUCAUGACCUUCUGUUUUAAGGUGUAUGGUGCUGCCUAUCUCCAGAAGCUUCUUGAGCCACUCUUGCGAGGGGUCAUCACCACUCCUGAUUGGCAGCAUAUCAGUUUCGAGGUGGACCCCACCAGGCUGGAGCCCUCCGAGAACCUAGAGGAGAACCAGAGGAACCUGCUGCAGAUCACGGACCGCUUCUUCCUGGCCAUCAUCAGCUCCUCCAGUGAAUUUCCCCCGCAGCUGCGCAGUGUUUGCCACUGCCUGUAUCAGGCUACGUGCCACUCCCUACUGAAUAAAGCCACUGUUAAAGACAAAAAGGAAAACAAAAAAGCCGUGGUGAGCCAGCGCUUCCCCCAGAACAGCAUCGGCGCCGUGGGCAGCGCCAUGUUCCUGCGCUUCAUCAACCCGGCCAUCGUGUCGCCGUACGAGGCAGGCAUCCUGGACAAGAAGCCCCCUCCUCGCAUCGAACGCGGCCUCAAACUCAUGUCCAAGAUUCUCCAGAGUAUUGCCAAUCAUGUACUCUUUACUAAGGAGGAGCACAUGAGGCCUUUUAAUGAUUUUGUGAAAAGCAACUUUGAUGCCGCAAGGAGAUUCUUCCUGGACAUCGCGUCUGAUUCACCGCCCAGCGAUUCGGUCAACCACAGCUUGUCCUUCAUCAGUGAUGGCAACGUGCUAGCUCUGCACCGCCUGCUGUGGAACAACCAGGAGCGCAUCGGCCUUUACCUCUCUGGCAACAGGGACCACAAAGCUGUUGGUAGGAGACCAUUUGAUAAGAUGGCUACCCUGCUGGCCUACCUUGGACCACCUGAACACAAACCUGUAGCUGACACUCACUGGUCAAGUCACAACCUCACCAGCUCGAAGUUUGAGGAGUUCAUGACCAGGCACCAAGUCCAUGAAAAAGAGGAAUUUAAAGCUCUAAAGACGCUGAACAUCUUUUACCAGGCAGGAACGUCUAAGAAUGGGAAUCCUGUCUUCUAUUACAUAGCUCGCAGAUUUAAAACAGGACAGAUCAGUGGAGACCUUCUCAUCUACCAUGUGUUACUGACCCUCAAACCAUACUAUGCCAAACACUAUGAAAUAGUAGUGGACCUCACACAUGUUGGACCUAGCAACCGCUUCAAAACAGACUUUCUCUCCAAGUGGUUUGUGGUUUUUCCAAAUUUCGCCUAUGAGAAUGUGGCUGCAGUCUUCAUCUACAACUGCAACACCUGGGUGCGGGAAUACACCAAAUACCAUGAACGUCUGCUAACUGGACUCAAGGGGAGUAAGAAGCUGGUAUUCAUCGACUCGCCAGCACGUCUCGCUGAACAUGUGGAGCCCGAGCAGCAGAAGCUUCCUGCAGCAACCCUGACCCUGGAGGAGGACCUCAAAGUUUUCCAUACUGCACUGAAGCUGGCGCACAAGGACACCAAAGUGUCCAUCAAGGUGGGCUCCACAGCUGUGCAGGUGACAUCUGCUGACCGCACCCGCGUCCUGGGCCAGUCUGUUUUCCUCAACGACAUCUACUACGCAUCUGAGAUUGAGGAGAUCUGCCUCGUGGAUGAGAACCAGUUUACGCUGACCAUCGCCAACCAGGGCACACCCCUCACCUUCAUGCACCAGGAGUGUGACGCCAUAGUGCAGUCCAUCAUCCACAUCCGCACGCGCUGGGAGCUCUCGCAGCCCGACUCCAUCCCCCAGCACACUAAGAUCAGGCCCAAAGACGUGCCCGGCACCCUGCUCAACAUCGCCCUCCUCAACCUGGGCAGCUCUGACCCCAGCCUGAGGUCUGCCGCAUACAACCUGCUGUGCGCCUUAACUUGCACCUUUAACCUCAAGAUUGAAGGACAGCUCCUUGAGACAUCUGGUUUAUGCAUCCCUGCCAACAACACACUGUUUAUCGUGUCCAUCAGUAAGACUCUAGCAGCCAAUGAACCCCAUCUCACCCUGGAGUUUCUGGAAGAAUGCAUCUCUGGAUUCAGCAAGUCAAGUAUCGAACUGAAGCACCUGUGUCUGGAAUACAUGACCCCUUGGCUGCGAAACCUAGUGCGCUUCUGCAAGCACAACGAUGAUGCCAAGCGUCAGCGCGUCACUGCCAUUUUGGACAAGCUCAUCACCAUGACGAUCAAUGAGAAGCAGAUGUACCCCUCCAUCCAGGCCAAGAUCUGGGGCAGCCUAGGCCAGAUAUCAGACCUGCUCGACGUGGUGCUGGAUAGCUUCAUAAAGACCAGUGCUACUGGGGGCCUAGGAUCUAUUAAAGCUGAAGUAAUGGCUGAUACUGCAGUUGCUCUUGCCUCAGGAAAUGUUAAAUUGGUGUCAAGUAAGGUGAUUGGCCGCAUGUGCAAGAUCAUCGACAAGACGUGCCUGUCGCCCACACCCACGCUGGAGCAGCACCUCAUGUGGGAUGACAUCGCCAUCCUGGCACGCUACAUGCUCAUGCUGUCCUUCAACAACUCGCUGGACGUGGCCACACACCUGCCCUACCUCUUCCACGUAGUCACGCUGCUGGUGGCGACGGGGCCGCUGUCCCUGCGAGCCUCCACCCACGGCCUCGUCAUUAAUAUCAUCCACUCGCUCUGCACCUGCUCGCAGCUCAACUUCAGCGAGGAGACGAAGCAGGUGUUGCGGCUGAGCCUGACCGAGUUCUCCCUGCCCAAGUUCUACCUGCUCUUCGGCAUCAGCAAGGUGAAGUCGGCCGCCGUCAUCGCCUUCCGCUCCAGCUACCGAGACCGCUCCUUCUCGCCGGGCUCCUACGAGAGGGAGACGUUCGCCCUCUCCUCCCUGGAGACGGUCACGGAAGCCCUGCUGGAGAUCAUGGAGGCUUGUAUGAGAGACAUUCCUGCAUGCAAGUGGCUGGACCAGUGGACAGAGUUGGCUCAGAAGUUUGCGUUCCAGUAUAAUCCAUCCCUUCAGCCACGGGCGCUGGUGGUGUUUGGCUGCAUCAGUAAGCGCAUCACGCACGGCCAAAUCAAACAGAUCAUCCGGAUUCUCAGCAAAGCCAGUCCCCUGCUCAGCAUCGACCGGGGCCUGGAGAGCUGCUUAAAGGGGCCAGAUAACUACAAUAGCCAGGUCCUCAUCGAGGCCACAGUCAUCGCACUCACCAAGCUGCAGCCCCUCCUCAGACAGGACUCUCCAAUGCACAAGGCCCUGUUCUGGGUGGCAGUGGCAGUGCUGCAGCUGGAUGAGGUGAAUCUCUACUCUGCAGGGACAGCAUUGUUGGAACAAAACCUGCACACACUAGACAGCCUACGGGUGUUUAAUGACAAGAGUCCUGAGGAGGUGUUCAUGGAGAUCCGGAAGCCUCUCGAAUGGGACUGUAAACAAAUGGACCAUUUUGUGGGCCUCAACUUCAAUUCCAACUUUAAUUUUGCUCUAGUGGGCCAUCUCCUGAAAGGUUACAGACACCCGUCAUCUGCCACGGUAGCCAGGACUGUGCGCGUCCUUCACACACUCUUGGGUCUUGUGGGUAAACACCGCAACUGUGACAAGUUUGAAGUGAACACUCAGAGCGUGGCCUACCUGGCAGCUUUGCUCACGGUCUCGGAGGAGGUCCGCAGCCGUUGCAGUCUCAAGCACAGGAAGUCUUUGCUGCUCUCAGAUGUUGCCAUGGAGAACUUCCCUGUGGACACACAUUCAGUUUACCAUCCUGAGACUGGAUGCAGGCCGCUCAAGGAGAGUCAGCCGUGGACCUCGCCCAAGGUGUCUGAGCGUUAUCUGGCGGCGUACUACCCGGCGGCAGGCCAGACCAGCCCCCGCACACGCAAGUCCAUGAGCGUGGACAUGGGGCAGCCUUCACAGGCCAACGCCAAGAAACUGCUGGGCACCCGGAAGAGUUUUGACCAUUUGAUAUCUGACUCCAAAGCACCAAAAAGGCCAGAGAUGGAGUCAGGCAUCACCACUCCUCCCAAGAUACGGCGCGUGGCUGAGAAUGACUAUGACAUUGAGACCCAGCGGCUAGCCAACUCCCACCUGCGCAAGGUCUCUGUGUCCGAGUCCAAUGUGCUGCUUGACGAGGAGGUGCUCACUGACCCAAAGAUCCAGACCCUCCUCCUCACUGUGCUGGCCACUCAAGUGAAGUACUCCACUGAUGAAUUUCACCAGCGGAUCCUGUACGAGUAUUUGGCAGAAGCGAGUGUGGUCUUCCCAAAGGUGUUCCCAGUGGUGCACAAUCUGUUGGACUCCAAGAUCAGCACCUUGCUGUCCAUGUGCCAGGACCCCAACCUCCUCAACCCCGUGCACAGCAUUGUUCAGAGCGUGGUGUACCACGAGGAGUCUCCGCCGCAGUACCAGCCCUCCUGUCUGCAGAGCUUUGGUUUUAAUGGACUCUGGCGGUUUGCCGGCCCCUUCUCUAAGCAAACCCAAAUCCCAGAUUACGCCGAGCUGGUGGUGAAGUUUCUGGAUGCUCUGAUUGACACCUACCUUCCGGGUAUUGAAGAAGAAGGAGGGGAGGAGUCCCAGCGAACGCCCACCUCUCCGUACCCGCCCAGUGUUCAGAGCCAGCUCAGCAUCACGGCCAACCUCAACCUGUCCAACUCCAUGACCUCACUAGCGACCUCGCAGCACUCACCAGAAGGCCCUGUAGUUUAUAGACGGUCCCCGACUUUGUCCUAUGCCAGGACAGCAGAAGAGAUGCCACCGAAAACUGCUGCCUCUCUGCCUUGCUCUAAGUCGGCUGCGUUUCCACCACACCUCGGCCUUCCAGGUAUCGAUAAGGAGAAUGUGGAGCUGUCGCCGACCACGAGCCUGUGCGGCAGCGGACGAGCCAGGCACGGCUCGGCCAGCCAGGUGCAGAAGCAGCGCAGCGCGGGCAGCUUCAAGCGCGCCAGCAUCAAGAAGAUCGUCUGAGCGGGCAUGACCGCAGUGACUCCGCCCCUUCUCCACACGCCAUGUGCCCGCUGCUCUGUCUCCCAGCCUGAGAAGGUUCCCCGCGGAGAAGAACCGCUUUUAGUUCCAGCUUAAAUUUCUUGUUUGUUGCGGAAACCUUGGAAAGGAAACGCCAGAGUCCCGUUUCCCCCCCCCCCCCCGUACGUUUGCAUGUGUGCAACGGUGAGCGGUGAGACUGAGCUGAGCUUGCCCUGAAACUCUCAGCGCCUGCGGUUCGAGGUUGACCCGAGGUGACGCUUUGACAGCUGCGCGACGAAAAAGACUCUGCAAACCUGAACACGUCCGUGGUUCGCACUCUUUUCUCUGCCAGCUUCCGGCUCCCACUGUGAAGGUCAGGGGGGUCGGAGGGAUGCCACGCGGUUAGACACUGUCUGCUACUGGAAUCAUCAGCACCAGCAGGUGAUGACACACACAAUACAACAAGGCAUUGAAAGGAAUUUGAGAUUGUGAGAGUGAACAGUAAAGACCUAAUGUAUGUAAAAGCAGGGACUGACUAACAACCACUACAACUCCUGACCAAAACUGACUGUGGAUAAAGAUGGCCUCAGAAUCAGGACUGACCUGAAUACAGUUGUCCCGGAUAGGUUCUGGGAAGUGAAUCAGCGGGUCAUUGGAGAACCCGAUAUCCACAGGCUGGACUGAGAUCGGAUGUCAUUCUGAUACCGAGCAGAUGUAUAUAUGCAGGUGAUGACGACGGUGGUGGUGGUGGUGGUGGUAAUCACACAUUUUGGGUUGCUGUUUUGUCUAUUGUGUGCCUUUUUGUCAAGAUUAUCAGCUGUGUAUAGUUUGUAAGAUAAGAUGAGGAAGGGAGAAAAACAGGUACUAUUAUAGAGAAAUGUUCUUUACAUAUACAUAUGUCUAUACAUUGCUGCACUGUCUUAAAAAAAGGUAUCCUAUGAACUUCAAAUAUAUAAGUAUCAUUACUUGAUGCAUUUACUGUAGAUAUUUAUUCUGUGAAGGUAAAUGACUCAAAAUUUAAUUGAAGGUAUCUCUUAUAAUCACUGUUUAUUGUCUUAUAACCAUGUCAUUCAAAUAUCACAAUAAUACUGACAGAUUUCUAUGAUGACAAUUGAGAGCUUUUGGUGGGAUUGAGGUUGGAGUCAUAGUAGUGAUGACACCAGUAAUAUCAAAUUAUUUCAGUUUAUAUGCAUUUAUAUGGUAUUUUGUCGGUUUAAUAUGUGUCUAAAGGCGCAAGUAUAGACAAAGUGGUAUUUGUGUGCAGCAUUGCUGAAUGUUACUGUAUUGUCACAAAGCACAUGGCAAAGCCAAUGGUAUAGGAAAUCAAAUUCCUGUAUGCCCAGAGGGAGGCAUAGUAACAUUGCAUAAAAGGGUACAUCACAGUAAAGAGGCAAGUUAGGAUGUGAGUUUGGGUGGAGGAUGCCAACAUUUGUUCUUUUGUGACCAUGUAUAGGUUUACCAUGUUUAUGUGCAUUAAUAACUUUUUUUCUCUUGUUUUUGAUGCUAUUUGUAAGUUAGGGUUUUUGCUUGCAUGUACUUGCUGCAUGCUGCUUUAUGUCCCCACACUAUGGAAACAAAUUUGCUGUUUAUUUACAUUUUCCACAAAAUGCCACUACAGUGGGGGCUCCGUAUAAUGGUCCUGACAUUUUUGCUGAUUAUGUGCAAUAUUCCCCAAUCUGUUCUUUAUUUGCCCACUUUUUCCCUAAGAAGAAAAGGUGAAAAUGAUUGCUGUAGAGCACUGUAUCUGUGAUGACUAAUCUAAGAAGUUAGGUUUUAUAAACUAGCACUACAAAAGAACACCUAUCAAUUGCAUAGAACAUUACAUUUACAUGAAAAAAUCAGCUAUAAUAUUUAGGUUGUUUUUUUGUUUUUUGUUUUUUUCUUCAACCACUAUAUGCUAUCUUUUAACCACUCUAUCUCUUAAGAAUGAAUUACCUUAAAAGGUUCAUGUACGUUAGUUGGUUCAUGGUGGUCCUAUAAUCAAGUAGCAAUGUCUAAUGGUUUGCUCUUGGAAAUGGGACCAAAUCUGUCUAGCCUUAAUUUGGUCAGUUUGUCAUCUUCAUUAUUUUAAUAUCUGUUACUGUACCCUAUUGUUUAACUGCAGGUUUAUUAUAGUAUUUAUAGUCUUUAUUGAUGGUUUUGCAGAGAUGUUGUCUUGCUUAUGUUGGCAGUUUGGCAGGAUUCUGAUACUCUAAACAUUCUGAUACUCUAAAUGCAAAAGGACAAGUUACCGAGCAGUUUUUAAUAAGGUUAGAAACAUUUUUUUUAAAACACCUCUACUCUGUGAACUGAGGUAGGUAAGGAUAUUUCUAAUAUCCAAGUUGAUAUUCUGUCUCAGUCUUUUUUUCAGUUACGCAUUCAUAUAUUCCAUACACUGAAGGUAAGGUACACAGCUAAAUUUAAUUACUGUUCUCAGGAUAUACAGUAGUAAUAUCUGAAGCUAUUGAUGUGGGUACAGCCUGCACAGCAGUUUAUUAGGAGCAUGCUUGUCUGCAUUAUGACGAGAUGAUGUCUUGCUCAUUUUUCUUUGCAAUUUGUGGUUAAGGAACACUGCAUUUAUUUUAUAAUAGAAAACUGCAUUGGUCUGAAGCAUUUAUCACAUUUAAUUGCACCAAUCAUCUGUAAACAGCACAUUUGUCAUCUGUAAAUAUUUUUGUGUAAAAUUGGAAGUUAUGAUUGUAAAUAUGACAUUGUAUUGCUUUUUUUUUUGUAAAGCAGUUAGUUGCUGUACAUGUAUAACAUGAUUUAAUUAUACUUGUGUUCAUAAUAAAAGUUGUUCACUACCCUGUCA
Messenger RNA from Electrophorus electricus (electric eel), 11577 nucleotides. It is a transcript of the gene nf1a, whose product is annotated as neurofibromin 1a. Lineage: Eukaryota; Metazoa; Chordata; Actinopteri; Gymnotiformes; Gymnotidae. The record is from RefSeq and is a predicted model, not a curated record. Gene Ontology annotation, biological process: regulation of GTPase activity.